AUGCUCACCAGGUGCGUCCGGCUGAUCCUACAGCAAGAAAAGACUCAACGGCCUAGCUCAGGGCUAGCGAUCUUGGGCGUCGACCGUCUCAUCACCGAAGUAAUCAUUGAUACCAGCACGACAACUUAUUCGUUCUACGUUGACUUUACAUGGGCCGUUGCAAAACCCCACAAUGCGUCAAUUUCCACAGACUCGAGGGAAAGCAGUAACAACUUGCUGCAACGCUGCGCGCGUGUGUGGCAGCUGCAGUUGCUGGUCGAGGAAAAUCUCCCGCGACUGACAGGGAGAAGGCCGCAUAAAUCACUCUGGAUCAAACAAUCCCCACCUCCUCCUUUGCAUCACGCGCAUAUCCAAAUGGAUUCCAUGCUAGGGGGCGCGAGAAGUACUCGAGAUGGAGUCGCGAGAUCGUACGAUGGGUGUCCAGCGGUUGGAGAUGCCCUGCCUCUCGGGGCUCUGCAAUUUCUUCUCCCGUUUCUGCCGUCAAUCCAUAUGCGGGGUGGCUUCCGUCAUUCUGCAGCCACACGUGUGUUGGGAAGGCUUAUCUCGAACGCUUGGUUUUUUCUUGCCAUUGUUCAUUCGUUGGGGGUCAACCCUGAGAGCGUGGCGAGCUCCCGCACUUUGCGUCCACGACGCUACGGGUACAGCUUCAUUGUCUACCGAGCGUGCGACCUGUUGCGAGUUAGUCGGCAUCUCGGUUCAUUAGACUCAUCAACGGCUCAGGAGAAACGUUUACUGCAACUUUCGGCAUGGCUAGUCCCUACGCAAUACAACGCCAAUAUCAAUGUCAUCUAUACGGAUAUUGGCAAGAGUCAUGAUACGGUAAACUUUGCGCGCAAGCCCUUGCAUAUCGAAGUCAAAGAGCUUACCUUACCGGUGCCGUUCACCCAUCGGGCGUCAAACCAGUUCGUCCUAUUGACCACAAACCCUGUCCACAACACAAUCCUAUUGAUAAGCGCGCGAUCCCGCUUCUCCGAAGCGAGACAGCCUGCCAUCGACUUGCAGAUGUCAAAAAGUUCAAGUGCCCCAACUAUCCCGGUCUUCGCCUCUCGGCUGAAUGGCAUGCACGAUCGAGCGCCUCAUUUCAUUUUCAACUGCCACACUCUGCCUCUAGUGGCUGUUGAGACGACGCGAAUGUCGACUCAGCUCGCGAUGCUACUUUUUUGGUGUAGUGAGUACAGGCACGAACCGUACGAUGCGUUUCUUGGCCCGCCUAGCGGUAGCAAACAUCGCUCCGUAUACUGUGGGAAGCUUGAAGCAAAAGGCAAAAUUCAGAAACCAAUGCCAUAUUCGGGCUGGCUCGGUCUCAGAGGUGGAGAUUGCCACGGCCCUGGUCAUAAGGAGGAUUUGGGGUUGGGCACACCUGGGGUAUGGCUGGUACGCUGGCACAUGGUAGGCUGGGCUGACGAAGAGACGUUGACUAUGAGCAAGGGGGCCCAGCAGCUGACGAUUCUCAACGACCUGUCUUCCCCCAAAGUUAAUCACUGUCACCGAGACCUCGUCCGGCACGGCCCCCAACGACCGAACGACCGACCGGCUUGGCCUGGAGUCACUGGAUUUCACGAGAUUGAAAGAGAGCGGAAAUGCUCAACUUCAUCGGGAGCUAUCGCCAAUCUCGCGCGGUCCAGUGCGGUCGGCCACCGGCUACCGGCUCGGCCGAUCAAGCGUGAAACCAGGGAAGCAGCGCAGGAAGCAAGAAAGACAGGGUGCGGCAACGGCAAAUCGGAGGCGGCUUGCUUUCCUCGGACCGGGAGCUCCCUUGCCAUCUUUGUCACGCCUGAGAUCGGUAGUUUAGGCGGCGGAUUCCUUCUCCUUGGCCUUGAAGAGCGAAGCCGCACAAUUUUAUGUCACACAACUCUUGCGCGCGCGCACGCGUCUACCUCAGGAUUUCAAGUCGACGGCAUGAAGGAUGGUUUGGAAAAGCUCGAGCAUUUUACGGCUCGAUAG
Messenger RNA from Colletotrichum lupini, 1944 nucleotides. RefSeq lists its product as uncharacterized. The record is from RefSeq and is a predicted model, not a curated record. The transcript is spliced from 9 exons. Bases 1 to 1944 code for a protein of 647 amino acids. Lineage: Eukaryota; Fungi; Ascomycota; Sordariomycetes; Glomerellales; Glomerellaceae.